Messenger RNA from Patella vulgata (common limpet), 2077 nucleotides. Its product is annotated as P protein. Lineage: Eukaryota; Metazoa; Mollusca; Gastropoda; Patellidae. The record is from RefSeq and is a predicted model, not a curated record. Gene Ontology annotation, biological process: transmembrane transport; arsenite transport. Gene Ontology annotation, molecular function: arsenite transmembrane transporter activity. Gene Ontology annotation, cellular component: membrane. The coding region runs from base 1 to 1707 and encodes 568 amino acids. The transcript has 16 exons.
AUGUUUGACAAACAUUAUUGGAAACUAAAUGUGAAUAUUCAAAAUUUGAGGGAAGGACGUAUCAUUCAAAAAGAAAAACAGUUAGAGUGUAAGAUUAAAAACUGUAGUUUAUCAAUAACAACUGAUAAUGAACGACCUGUUCCUCUCGAGUAUUCAUAUCUGUUAAUAACAGCUCAAGCUAAUUAUGGAGUUUAUUAUGCCACAGUCAUCUUGAUAUUGGUGUAUAUUUUAAUAAUAUUUGAGCUGGUCCACCGUACAGUAGCAGCUAUAUUAGGAUCAUAUGCAGCAAUAGCAGUUUUAUCAGCCAUUCAUGAAAGACCAACACUAGAUACCAUAAUAGGAUGGAUAGAUAUGGAGACGAUCAUGUUGUUAUUUGGAAUGAUGAUGUUGGUUUCAAUAUUUGCAGAAACUGGAUUCUUUGAUUAUUCUGCUGUGAAGGUGUAUCAAAUAGCUAAGGGUGAAGUAUGGCCCCUUGUCACACUGUUAUGUCUAUUUAGUGCUGUUGUAUCAGCUUUUCUGGAUAAUGUUACGACAAUUUUACUUUUAACACCAGUUACAAUAAGGUUAUGCCAGGUGUUAAAUUUGGACCCUAAACAGAUUCUAAUGGCAGAAGUAGUAUUUUCUAAUAUUGGAGGCACAGCAACUGCUAUUGGUGACCCCCCAAACGUAAUCAUAGUUGGGGCUACUUCGAAAAUGGGAAUAUCAUUUACAAUAUUCACUAUACACAUGCUUAUUGGAAUAAUACCUGCUAUCCUUGGAUCUUAUGGAUUACUGAGAUUCUAUUAUAGAAAAACUGAAACCUUAAAGAAUAAGGAUUCGCCGGAAGUCAUAGAAUUAAAACAUGAAAUUGGUCUAUGGAAAAGGGCAGCAGCAAGAAUUUCUGUGGCAACCCGAGAAGAAAGUGUAAUGAAGGUUUUAUUUCUACAGAAAUCGGUAGAAUUAGAAAAUAUCUUGAGCAGGAAACUACACAAACAAAGUAAAGACAAAAUAAAAGAUUUUAAAGAUACUUUACAAGAGUUGAAGAAAAGAUAUUAUAUAACAGAUCCAGUAUUACUAGUAGAAAGUGGUUUUGUUCUGUUGGUCGUAAUACUAGUUUUAUUUCUACAUUCGUUUGUACCAUCACUAUACGUCGUCAUUGGCUGGGUUGCUGUAACUGGGGCUGUUUGGUUAUUGGUGCUAGCUAAUGUAUCAGAUAUAGAAAGUAUUCUACAUAAGAUAGAGUGGUCUACCCUGCUUUUCUUUGCUGCUCUAUUUAUCUUAAUGGAAGCAUUGACCGAGUUAGGUCUAAUUGAUGUUAUAGGAACAAUGAUAAGUGAUAUUAUUAAAAGUGUUGAACCAGAAUCUAGGAUGAUAGCAUCAAUAUCUAUAGUAUUGUGGAUAUCUGCAUUAGCUUCCAGUUUCAUCGAUAAUAUACCUUACACCACAGCCUUGGUACCAGUUCUAAUUAACAUCAGUCAGGAUACGGAAUUGGAUCUACCACUACUUCCUCUUAUCAUUGCUCUAGCAUUUGGUGCUUGCUUGGGUGGUAACGGAACUUUAAUUGGUGCAUCGGCUAAUGUGGUAUGUGCUGGUAUAGCUGAACAACAUGGUUAUGGCAUAAAUUUUUGUGAAUUUUUCAAGGUUGGUUUCCCAAUGAUGCUAUUAACAACAGCUAUUUCUCACGUUUAUCUGAUAAUUUGUCAUGUUUGGAUUGGAUGGAAUAGCUAAUCAACAAAGAUGUGGCUUAAGGCUUAGGGUCUAUGGUGUGAUUUACUGUCAAUUUACGGACAGGAUAAAACGAAUAUACCCUGUAGUUACUACAUGUAUACUCUUUAUAGAGGAUAAUCUAAAUAUAGCCCAACAGGAUUAUUAUUCCAAAUUAUUUUUGAAUUGAGAUUACCAAAAACAAUGAUAUUGUGUAAUUUUGGAUGUGGGAUUACUUCCCAAAAAGUUAUUUAAAUACAUUAUUAUGAUGCAUUUCCUUUACAUUACCCCUCCAUAGAUAAGUGCUAAUAAAUGUGACUAAAAUUUACCAGAAGAUUUGUGAUCAGUAUCGUAUUCUAUACCUUCUGUGAUAAAUAAUUAUUAUACCAUUCCU